AUGAACUGUUUCGACAAAACAGACGUUCGAUUGGUACCCAUCGGAAGUGCUGCAAAUCUUUUGCUGAAUAAUAGAUCGGAUUUAGAUUUGGUCUUCCUCCCGUCGAAUGAUUCGAAACAAUGGAAGGAUUUCAUGAAGCAGUUUUCGGGAAAUUCGCAGUUUCGAAAUAGUUUUUUGAAGAACACGUAUAAGCAAUUGCGAUCGAAACGAGUUGGGAAUGUUGAUUAUCCAUAUUUCAACGCUAGGAUCCCGAUAAUACGACUUUUUUCGAAAAGAAAACUUCAAGUAGACAUACAAUUCGGAAAUAUCGAACCGAUUCGUAGUUCACUCUUUGUAAGAACUUGUGUUGAAUACGAUGAGCGUGUUGCUCUUCUCAUUCACUGGCUGACGAAUAAAUUUCUAGAAUCGAAAAUUCUGAAGAGUUCUGAUAACCUAUUCUCACGAUAUCAUGUAAAUAUGCUUGUUAUUCACUUUCUUCAGGCAAUGCCGUACCCUGUUCUUCCUGACAUUAUCAGUUUGUCUCCAUGGCUGAGUAAGAACAAUGAUUGGAAUAAUGCAGUGAAAGUGUUGACUCGCCAAGGAUCUCUAUAUGUCCCGAGUAAUAGCGAUGCACCGAACGAGAAUAGUGUUGGAGAGUUGGUCAUUCAAAUGAUCGACUAUUACUCGCAGAUUGAUUUUCGAAAAAUGGGAAUCGACACGAGGGGACGAGUUUUCAAGAAAACGGAUAAUUGCAAUGCAACCUUUCAAAUCGUUGACGACUAUUUCGAUGUUUCGUCGACAUGCCGUGUCCAGGAGUCUCCCCAAUUUCUCACCAGACUAUUCGAGAAGCUGAAAUUGGCGGUUAAAGAAGAGAACUAUGAGAAACUGUUUCAUUAUUAUACUCUUCCCAAGAAACCGGUCUUAACUAUGUUUUAA
Messenger RNA from Caenorhabditis remanei, 915 nucleotides. RefSeq lists its product as uncharacterized. The coding region runs from base 1 to 915 and encodes 304 amino acids. Gene Ontology annotation, molecular function: poly(A) RNA polymerase activity. NCBI's taxonomy places the organism in Eukaryota, Metazoa, Nematoda, Chromadorea, Rhabditida, Rhabditidae. The transcript has 5 exons. The record is from RefSeq and is a predicted model, not a curated record. Gene Ontology annotation, cellular component: cytosol.